Emiliania huxleyi CCMP1516 is the source of this 844-nucleotide messenger RNA. RefSeq lists its product as hypothetical. The transcript has 6 exons. The record is from RefSeq and is a predicted model, not a curated record. The coding region runs from base 80 to 844 and encodes 254 amino acids. NCBI's taxonomy places the organism in Eukaryota, Haptophyta, Isochrysidales, Noelaerhabdaceae.
CCGCGCACUCUCGGCGCCGACUGCUAUCCCAAGACGCGGACGAGGCUUCACCACGUCCCGAGCUAACGCCCAUAACUGCAUGCUCUUCCCUCGCUCCCCGACCGGCGGGCUGUCCUGCUUCGGGCGCGGGCCCAGCUUUUCGCUGCUGGAGGAGGAGGACGGCACGCCCAGCGCGCCUUCCGAGGCGAGCGAGGCGGCCGAGGAGACCGCUCCUUCGCCGGCCGAGGCGGAGGACUCGGCCCCGACGAGCGGCGGAGGCAACCCCGCCGAGCACUCGCUGCUCGCAAAGAUCGACUUCUCGCGCAAGCGGCUCGAGUCGGCCUCGGCGCUCCGCUGCACGCUCCGCGGGGUCACUUCGGAGGACUGCGCGGCGCUGGGCGCGGCGCUGCGCGAGAGCGGCGCGCUGGCGGAGCAGCCGGCGGAGCAGCCGGCGGAGGAGCCGCCGGCCGACGCGCUGGUCCGCCGCAGCGGGGCGGGCGAGGGCGGGGCGGAGCUCAGCGACUCGUCCGACGUGCUCGUCGCGUCUUGCCCCGCCAGCCCGGCGGCGGCCUCCGACCAAAGCGGCACCCUCGACCCGCCCUCCUCCUUUGUCCGCAUAGUCGGCGACGCGGGCGCGGCGCACCUGGCCGGCGCGGCGCACUUGGCCGACGCGUUCGUCGCGGGCGGCGGCGGCAGCCUCACUAUCCUUCGGCUCGAGGGGAACACGAUAGGCUGCGCCGGGUGCGAGAGGCUCGCGGCCAGCCUGGCUGCCUUGCCAGCGCUCCGCGUCCUCGGCUUUGGCGACGCGCUGGGCGCGGGGUCGCGAUCGGCGGACGACGGCACGCCCAUGACACACGCUCUCUGA